CUUACUGCCCGGCCAUCCCUAACCAAACCCUCUUUAGACUGGCGUCUGCUUCGGCUCCGUUUUUGCUUUCUCGUUCUCUCUCGUCUCUUCCAUUGGUCUCCCUUCUUUCGUCCCUCUUUCUGCACAGAUCGGAAACCCUAGCCCUGAUCCUCCGCCCUCCUCCUUCGCCGUACCUGCCAUGCUUCCCUCAUCUAUCAUCGCCGGCCAGAUCCAGCUCCUGCUGCACAGCGUCAACGAUUUCAACUUUGACUCCACCCGCCGCGAACUCUGCCAGUUCGCGGAGUAUGGAAGUGAAGGCAGCACCAUGUUGCUUCAGAUGUGUCUGGAUCAAAUUUUAGUUAAAGAUGGAGAUACCCUUCCGCAGAAAAAGGAAUUACUGUCUGCUGUUGUGAGAUAUUUGCUGGACAAAACACAUUUCAGCACAAACCUUUCUGAAGCUUUGAAUGACAUUCCAAUAAAUGAAAGUUUCCUUGGAGAUAUUUCAAACACAUUGGGUAUGUCCGUAGCUGAGAAAAUUGGGGUUGGGAUUGCUUUAUUGGACUCCGAUAAUCCUGAUUUAAAGAUGAAAGGGCAAAAUUUUUGCAUUGCUCAAAUUGAGGAAUUGUGUGCAAAUCCUUCCUCUACUUUGCACACUGAGCAAAUUCAUGAUAUUGUUAUGUUUCUCUACCGAACUGAAGGCCUUUCAAAGCACAUGGAUUCUUUUACUAAAAUCCUCUCUCUUCUUCAACUGAAAGGGAACACCUUUUUCUUAUCAGCCCCACUGCUGACCAAUGAGAGCAAUGCCAUCAAUAAAUUCAGGCAUUUGGAUUUAGUCUCUGGCUGUUCUGACAAUGAUUUUGAUGUUGCAUUAGCUGAAAUUGAAAAGGAGAUUAGCAUGGCGGACAUAGUAGCAGAAUUGGGCUAUGGAUGCACAGUUGACAUUUCCCAUUGUAAAGAGAUACUAUCUCAGUUCCUACCACUCAAUGAAGAGACACUUUCUAAGUUAAUAGGGAUAAUUGUUCGCGAUCAUUCCAAUCUUGAAGAUACUUUAAACGUUCAAACAACUUUCUGUUCAGCUCUCGGUAGCGGCUUAACUAAUGAUUUUUCACUGUUGAACACAUGGAAUGUUAAUGUUCUUGUCGACACAAUUGAGGAACUUGCUCCAAAGACAAAUUGGUCACUUGUCAUGGAAAAACUUGAUCAUGAGGGCUUUGUGAUUCCUGAUGAAACUGCUUUUUCUCUUCUAAUGUCCGUUUACAAAUGUGCAUGCGAGGAUCCUUUCCCUCUCGAUGCUAUUUGUGGCUCUGUUUGGAAGAAUGCUGAAGGCCAGCUUUCUUUCUUGAGAUAUGCUGUGUCUGCCCCUCCUGAAAUUUUCUCAUUUGAGCAUUGCUCAAGGCAGCUGAUAUUCUUUCAGACAAAUGCUGAUCCAGGGUAUCUCAAGAAAGGAAAUCAGGCAUGGUUUUGUUUAGAUCUGUUGGAGAUUUUAUGCCAGCUUGCUGAAAGUGGCCAUGCUAGUCUUGUCAGGCUUAUACUAGAUGACCCACUUAGUCAUUAUCCAGAGGUUUUACUCAUUGGAGUUGCUCACAUCAAUACGACGUACAAUCUCAUCCAGCAUGAAGUAUCUUCUACCUUAUUUCAUGUGAUUCUAAAAGAUCCCUCAAGAAGCAGCACAUUUACUCAGCUAUGGCAUAUAAAUCCCAACCUAGUUCUUCGAGGAUUUAUAGAAAGCCUGACUGAUCCCAAGAAUUUAUUUAGGGUUGUUGAUAUAUGUGAGGAAUUGAAGAAUGACAUGUUGAGAAUGCAACUUACUGGUAGUCUUAUUUUCAUGCUGCUACUUGCCUGUUAUGUUUAA
This is a messenger RNA of Zingiber officinale, 1831 nucleotides long. Its product is annotated as CCR4-NOT transcription complex subunit 1-like. The record is from RefSeq and is a predicted model, not a curated record. Gene Ontology annotation, cellular component: CCR4-NOT core complex; P-body. The coding region runs from base 179 to 1831 and encodes 550 amino acids. The transcript has 10 exons. Gene Ontology annotation, biological process: nuclear-transcribed mRNA catabolic process, deadenylation-dependent decay. Lineage: Eukaryota; Viridiplantae; Streptophyta; Magnoliopsida; Zingiberales; Zingiberaceae. Gene Ontology annotation, molecular function: molecular adaptor activity.